Messenger RNA from Daldinia caldariorum, 2623 nucleotides. RefSeq lists its product as uncharacterized. Bases 319 to 2223 code for a protein of 634 amino acids. The transcript has 5 exons. The record is from RefSeq and is a predicted model, not a curated record. NCBI's taxonomy places the organism in Eukaryota, Fungi, Ascomycota, Sordariomycetes, Xylariales, Hypoxylaceae.
GUUAUAUUCAGUUGUUCCGCCAGUAAUUUGUUGCGAGAUGUAAAAGGUCACUUUCUUUUGUAUGUGGCAAUAAUAGUUUCAACAUGAUCGACAUUAACUAGGUAUGUUUUCACUGAGACAGACAGAUACCCGGCGAUCUAACAGCCUACUGUGGAUUGCCUAUUGGCUUGGCGAGAUUACUUUGCAUACCUAUAUACAAUGCCAGUGUUCGGAUAUCUACACUAGCCUAUCGUUGUAUACCUACAUAACCUGGAAAUCUAUGGUGGGUUGCUCAAACACUACCUUGUGCCGUGUUAUACUAUCGUUCACCCUGCUCCAAUGGAUCCGUAUCACUUAGCUCCCGAGGGACAUUACCUGCGAGAUCGCGAGGACUCAAAAGGGCAUGAUACAACGUCCUCGAGUCUCGAUGAGGGCAUGGACGACCAUGCACCCGCGUGGACAACGAUGAAUCCGGCUAAAGAGACUUCGCGUACUCCCCACAAGCUCGUGCUGUGUUUCGACGGCACGGGCAAUAAGUUUCAUGGCGACGACAGUGAUAGCAAUAUCUUGAAGAUAUUCAGAUGUUUGGAUCGAGAAACGGGUGGCCAGUAUCACUACUACCAGCCAGGAAUAGGGACGUAUAUCGUGUCCAACUCGCUGUCGCACACAAGUCUAAGUGCUAGAAUUCAAUCCUGGUACUUGAAGGCCAAAGAUUCCGCCAUCGGGUCGAACUUCGACCACCAUGUAGUAGGCGGAUAUCGAUUCCUCAUGCGUUUCUAUCAGCCAGGCGACGAGAUCUACUUCUUCGGUUUCUCUCGGGGAGCCUAUGUGGCCCGUUUCCUUGCGGAGAUGCUUGACUAUAUCGGUCUGCUUUCGCACGGAAAUGAAGAGAUGGUAGCCUUUGCCUGGAAAGCAUUUUCCCAGUGGCAGAGUCGCCAGUCUGGUCAUACUGAGGAACACAAGGCGAAGAGGCGGGAGAUGUAUCAUUUCAUGAAAGGAUUCCGGGAGACAUUUAGUCGUCCUGUGAAUAGAAUCCGAUUUUUGGGACUCUUCGAUACUGUUAACUCCGUUCCUCGCUUUGAGACAGCGUGGAUGCAAAGAUCGAAAAUGCCGUACACUGCGAGAAGCAGUGCCAAAGUCAUUCGGCAUUGCGUGUCCAUAGACGAACGUCGUGCGAAGUUUAGGCAAGAUCUUAUAUACCAAAGGGUUAACAAAGGCCACAAAGGUUACCGUCCCCUUCACGAAAUGAUGCACGAGAAGUAUCGCGCAAGGCGAGGCGCUAUAUCCGGAUUGACGUCAGCCAGCAAAUCAGAACGAGGACGACGACAAGAGACCCUAACACCCCUUGAUGAGCAUGCAUUCCGGCCGCAUUCUCGUUCCAGGUCAAGGGCGACCAGAAGCUCCGUUGACAAGAGGAGCCAAACCGGUGAAGCUAAGCCGGAAUCCGCCCAAAUGGCAGACGUUGACAAUGAUUCGGAUGAUGAUGAACAGGAUAUCGAUGAAAUUUGGUUUGCCGGCGGCCACGGUGAUGUUGGAGGUGGGUGGGAGAUCACGCCAGAUACUAAGCCAGCAAGCCAUGUGCCCCUUACUUAUAUGAUCAGAGAGGCCCAACGAGCCGGCCUCAAUUUCGAUGCUCAAAAACUGAUCGAGAUGGGCGUUACUGAACUUUCUGAAGAAUCUAACACCAAUACCCAUAUUGACGGACCCGUUCCUGAUAUUCGCAUUGACAAGUCAAGUCCAACAGGCCAAGAUUCUCCUUUCUUCGGUCAGCCUACGCAUUGGGAUCAUUCCAAUUUCACGGGCGAAGAUGAGAAGCAAGAACACGAUUUCCGACCCUUCCAUCAAAUGCUGCAUAAAGCGCACUUGUCUAGAAUUCACGACUCGCUAGAGUUUGGCUCCGGUCUUAGCAGAGGCCAGGUAAUCAGCUGGAAGAUUAUGGAAUACAUGCCAUUCCGACGGAUGGACCUACAGCCGGACGGAUCGUGGAAGCCAAUCCGUUGGCCUUUACCGUGCGGUGAAGUACGUGAUAUUCCAGACACUGCUAGGAUACAUGGCUCGGUGAUCCGACGUAUGAAUCGGGACCAGUCAUACCGUCCCGGUAAUCUUAUUGUCGGCGGCGGCGGCCGUGGACUUCGUAUAGCCUCUGAAUCCUAUGGCAUCGGUAAAUGGAAAUGCGUGCAAGAUCACGGGGAUCCCGUUGGUGAGGUAUGGGUUAGAGACAGCUCUAGUCCUACCAAUGCAUGAAUAGGACCAGAUUCAUUUAUGAUUUAAUAAUAAGGCGGUCGAAUAAUGCAUGGGCCUCUUCUUCCAAUAUAAUUAUCACUUACCUUUGCGGCGACCUACCAUCCUAUCUAGAUCAGCUCUUACACUGCGGACACAAUAAGAUAUAACAUAUACAAUAUACACAACGCCAACUACUUUAUAAACUAUACCUGCCAUGAUGCAUAGGAUUUAUCCAGACCAUCCAGCUAAAGCCGUCUAGUUACGUUGAGCACAGCGUGUGUAUCGAGGUUACGCUGUAGGAUUCCAUGUUACCCUACAAUAGGUACAUAAUCGAGAACGUAUCGAGUUAGAAUCCAUGAAUUCAGCAAGGAUACAGAUGACACGACAUGUCAAUCGACCAUCCAGGAAGCGUGAACGGAUG